Molecule: messenger RNA, 4088 nt
Organism: Cydia amplana
Lineage: Eukaryota; Metazoa; Arthropoda; Insecta; Lepidoptera; Tortricidae
Gene: Nhe2
Product: sodium/hydrogen exchanger 3
Exons: 20
Coding region: 307-3645 (1112 amino acids)
Biological process (GO): regulation of intracellular pH; proton transmembrane transport; sodium ion import across plasma membrane
Cellular component (GO): plasma membrane
Molecular function (GO): sodium:proton antiporter activity; potassium:proton antiporter activity
Source: RefSeq, a predicted model, not a curated record
AGUCGUGGCACCGCUAAUUUUGCCGGUGCGGUAGUACCCUACCACGAAUGGUAUGCUCGAAUCGGCCCGCGCAGCCGUGUAGGGCAGGCGGGCGAGGGCGGCGGGCUCGGGCCAGUCGCGGGCGGGCAGGCACCCGCGCGGACCGACGCGCCGCACUCGCGAUCGAUACGCGCCUAACCUUACACCACCAAAACCAUCACCAAACAUAAACGUCAACCUGUGAAAACGUGAACAUACAACACUACUUACGUGCGCGAGACCAUAAUGAAGACAUGUCAGUGUGUUUAAAGUGUAGAUAGUGCGUGGAUGGCGAUGACGUCACUGAAGCAUGGAGUGAACCUGAGCCGGCGGGCGUGCAGGGCGGGGGGGAGGGCGCUCGCCCUGGUCGCCGUCGUUGCGGUCCUGGCUACGGCCGACUGCAAUCCUAUUGAAAGUACCACGAAACAGAGUCCGUCCAUAACUGUCGAUGGGACUUCCACGUACCCCGGCCUCGGCUUCGGCCCCAUGGGGCCUGUGGCCCCGCUGCCCGACAACUCGGGCACGCAACUCCGGCAGCAGUUCGAGUCCACUACUGACCUGCCGGCUACAGCCAGCGUUAAGAAGGAGAGGACCUUCGUGAUAGCGGCCUUCGAGUUCCACCGAGUCGAAACGCCUUUUCUCAUCGGCUUGUGGAUAUUCUUCGCCAGCUUGGCUAAAAUAGGUUUCCACAUGGCGCCAAAACUAUCGAGGAUGUUCCCUGAAUCCUGCCUUCUAAUCUUCGUUGGUGUCCUCAUCGGUGCCUUGCUGCUCAGCACGCACAGUGUUCACGUUCAACCACUUACUCCUGACACCUUCUUUCUCUACAUGUUGCCGCCUAUUAUACUUGAUGCUGGUUACUUCAUGCCGAAUAGACUGUUCUUUGAUCAUCUUGGAACUAUACUGCUGUUUGCUGUGGUAGGAACGGUGUUCAAUACGCUAACUAUAGGUGCAUCGCUAUGGGCGUGCGGGCAGACAGGCAUGUUCGGCUGCACGACACCUCUCCUAGACAUGUUCCUGUUCAGUGCUCUAAUAUCGGCCGUUGACCCCGUCGCUGUGCUGGCGGUCUUUGAGGAGAUCCACGUGGAUGAGGUCCUGUAUAUCGUGGUGUUCGGGGAGUCGCUGUUGAACGACGCGGUCACCGUUGUUCUGUACCACAUGUUUGAGGCUUACACCGAAAUGGGCACAUCUCGGCUAGUCUACACCGACUUUCUAGCAGGCUUCGCUUCAUUCCUCGUGGUAGCGGUAGGUGGGACCUGCAUCGGGGUGGUGUGGGGCUUCGCUACCGGCCUCGUGACCCGGUUCACCCACGAAGUCAGGGUCAUCGAGCCCAUCUUCAUCUUCGUUAUGGCGUACUUGGCGUAUCUUAACGCGGAGAUGUUCCAUAUGAGUGGGAUAUUGGCGAUAACGUUCUGUGGUAUAACAAUGAAGAAUUACGUGGAAGGCAACAUAUCGCACAAGUCGCACACAACUAUAAAGUACACCAUGAAGAUGCUCUCUUCAUCGUCGGAGACCAUCAUCUUCAUGUUCCUAGGGGUGGCAACGGUGAACAAUAACCAUGAUUGGAACACAUGGUUUGUGCUGUUGACCAUCUUGUUUUGCUCAGUGUUUCGGAUAAUAGGAGUGUACAUAUUUAGUGCUGUAGCUAAUAAGUUUCGAUUGCACAAACUGGAUAGAGUGGAGAAGUUUGUAAUGUCUUAUGGCGGUCUCCGCGGUGCAGUGGCCUUUGCGUUAGUACUUUUGAUAGAUCCAGCAGUUGUGAAACUACAGCCCAUGUUCGUAACCACUACGAUAGCUGUAAUUUACUUUACGGUGUUUAUACAAGGUAUCACUAUCAAACCGCUGGUGAAAAUGCUUAAUGUAAAAAGGGCUGAAAAGCGGAAACCUACUAUGAAUGAAAGGAUACACGAAAGGUUCAUGGACCACCUGAUGGCGGGUAUUGAAGAUAUUUUAGGCAAACACGGUAACCAUCACAUUAGGGAUAAAUUCAAGAGAUUUGACAACAAGUUUAUACGCCCGUUUCUGCUAAGAAAUUACCAGGGCCAAGAACCAAAGAUAUUAGAGACUUAUUCAAAACUCGCAAUGAAAGACGCGAUAGAAUACAUGCAAAGAAAUGCAUCUACCAUCGGGAACAUUUCUGGUGCGGAAUCCAUGUCCGCCAUAUUCAAGAACUACACGAACACCAACUUCAACGCAAGUCAGUUGGAUUCGUCGACGUGGAACAUAGAUAUGCAGGAGCUGGAAUAUAAUCCAAGCAAAAAGGACUUGACAGACGCGCGGAUUCACCAUUUGCUUGCUGAAGAGUUGUGCAAGCCGUAUAGACGUGUAUGUCACCGUCGCCUUAGCUACAGCCGGCACGCAGUGAACGACCGUGACCUCGGUACGCAGGUUAACUAUAAAACUCACAUGAACAUUCGACGGCUCGUUGGCGACAGGAAACACCACCAUAAACGUAGCAAACGGGGGAACAAGGAUGGCAAAAACCAUGUCACUUUCCCUGAAUUCCAGCAAAACGGUUCCGCUAAACAAUUCACGCACGGUAAAAAAAAGUAUUAUAGAUUAGAUUACAUAGACGAGGUGCUGCAGGAGGACGACGACCGGGAGCCACGACGCGACGGCGACGACGGCGGUAUUACAUUCACUGCCAAGUCCCUGCCUGGAUAUAAAGAAGUGAGCCCGACGUCCUCGCAUAAAGAGAACAGUAGCUCACUUAUUAACCAGCUGGCUAACCUACCCGGGUUCAACCCGCUGAAAGCGAGGAUAGUCAAGCAGUACGCUAAAACGCCUGAGGAGAUAUUGCCUACAGCAGUUGAGAAAUCCUUACCGUGGAGAAGGGAUCGAUCCACGUACAACUUCGUACCAAACGAGGAUAUUCUAGAAGAAGAUGAAAGAAGAAUGUCUGAUGAUAAUGAUACGUAUAUGCUAGUAGCGGAUCAAGCACGCGUGGCAACCCCCACGGCAACGGAAACCAUGUUGCCGUGGAAACGAGAGGAAGGGGAGGGUUAUUCUGGUGCUUUAAAACAGUCUGAAUUUCCUUCCUGGGCAUCAAACAAAGAAUACUUAGCAUAUAGCUCGCCGUCGGCAACAUUCUUAGGAGGUAUAGAGAAGCCAAAACAUCCAAAAUCUAUCAUAGGUUUAUUCCGAAGAGAGAGCUCAAGCUCAACCCAGGCUGGAGACGCGGUAGCGUCGGACUCUGAAGGAAAUAAGCCCGAGUAUUCAAAGGGAGAGAGCUUCUCCUGUAAAGAUCCGUUCAACCAGCCAAGACAAGGUCCUAGUAUGCUGUCGAAAAGGAGCACUAGCCUCGGAGGGCCUUCAGUGCUUAUGAUGGAGGAUGUGGCCCACUCUGAUCCACUGGGUGCAUCUACUCGACCUGCGAGCAUCAUGCAAGGGCCUCACCGUGGCCAAUGCCGGAGGGGAUCCAUGUUGGAAUUAACUGGGUCAAUGUCCCGCGACGCAAUCACAGAAGAAAAGUGUAGCAAAUCAUUACCCGAGAGUGAACGUAUGGGCGUGCGGCGGCUUCCUCUAGGCCAACAAAGCCUGCCGCGGGAGCCCUUCAUCCGGCAACUAACAAUGGCCUCAACCCUUCUAACUAGUUCAUCAGACUCCGACUCCUCGGAUGAAGGCACCUGAGUGCGCCGCCGUGGUGACCACGAUCGGUUGCCACUCCUUAAAUACAAGACACUUGAAUGAGUGAAUGAAACUCAUCACAUUUUACCUUAUCUGUGCUGUGAAUAUGUGGUGUAAAAAGUAAGAUUUAUAGGAUGCGCGCUAAAACCAAUGUAUAUUUUUUAUGAAAGCGUUAUUGUAUAGGUACUUUAUGUAGAUAAAUGCUGUGUAUUUAAAUUAUAUUCUCUAUACUUUACAAUAGCUUACAAUAAACAAAUCUUCAAUGUCCUACUGGAAACAUGACAAAAUACCUAUGUAAAUAAAUACCUCAUCAUACCUAUCAUGACCGAGUAUAUCUAAUACAUAGGUGAACUGUACCUAUUGCCUCAAAACUACAGGAUGUUUGUCAGAAGACUCUACUUCCAUAAUCCUAUUUUUUACUAGAACGUACGAAAAAUUUAAUUGAU